GCGUGGGUCAGGGUCAGGGUACGGUUGGUAAAGGUAUUUUGCCACACCCCACGUGGUACAAAGAAAUCCACAUGGCUGAUCAAAGUAGUGAAGAAGCAGCAAGACUGCACAAAUUUGUUGAUCCAGUGAGCUACCUGUCUGCAUUUGUCUCUAACGGAGUUCGGCCUGACGGAAGGUCAUGCUCCACUGCUAGGAAUGUCACACUGAACAUUGGAUCAAUCUCUACUGCUAAUGGAUCUGCAAUGGUGAAACUGGGGCAAACUUGUGUUUUGGCAGCCGUGAAAAUGGAACUUUCGAAUCCACCUCUGGAGUGCCCGUCACGAGGUUACUUAGUGUGUAACAUAGACCAGUCUUCUAGUUCUCUUUCUGAAGCUCUAUCUGGUCCCCCUACAUCCGAAGCUCAAUCGCUGUCACAGACAUUACAGGAUCUCCUGUCCAGAUUUGUGGAUUGCGAUGAUCUCAUUCUUGUGGAGUCAAAGCUCUGCUGGACAGUAUACGUCGAUGUUGUGUGCUUGUGCAAUAGUGGAAAUGUAUGGGAUGCUUGUGUGCUCGCCUCGACAGUUGCCCUAAUUAACACUCAAGUUCCUGCAGUUAACACUGAUGUUGAAUUACCGUUGGUCAGCAUAUCUUCUCGCAGGUCUCUCAAGCUUGGAACUGUUCCCCUAGCUGCUACAUUCACCAUUUUCAAAGACAAAUACUGCUUACUGGACCCUUCUCGAGAAGAAGAGUUGAUUUGUGAUGGGACUGUGUCUGUUAUUUAUUUCGAAGACGGAGGAAUUGCCCAGAUCACCCAUGCAGGAAAACCAUUAUCAAGUGAACGACUUAUAUCAAUGUGCAAGGAUGGACAGACGCACACACAAACAUUGUACAAACUUUUGAACACAGUGUGUACGUGAACAUGUUAUAAUUCUUGUGCACUACUUCACAAUUACUGUACAUUGUUUUUCUCUGAAACA
This is a messenger RNA of Halichondria panicea, 956 nucleotides long. RefSeq names its product exosome complex component RRP43-like. Gene Ontology annotation, molecular function: mRNA 3'-UTR AU-rich region binding. Lineage: Eukaryota; Metazoa; Porifera; Demospongiae; Suberitida; Halichondriidae. The record is from RefSeq and is a predicted model, not a curated record. Gene Ontology annotation, biological process: TRAMP-dependent tRNA surveillance pathway; exonucleolytic trimming to generate mature 3'-end of 5.8S rRNA from tricistronic rRNA transcript (SSU-rRNA, 5.8S rRNA, LSU-rRNA); U5 snRNA 3'-end processing. Gene Ontology annotation, cellular component: nuclear exosome (RNase complex); cytoplasmic exosome (RNase complex). Bases 72 to 896 code for a protein of 274 amino acids. The transcript has 10 exons.